Cryphonectria parasitica EP155 is the source of this 1880-nucleotide messenger RNA. RefSeq lists its product as uncharacterized. NCBI's taxonomy places the organism in Eukaryota, Fungi, Ascomycota, Sordariomycetes, Diaporthales, Cryphonectriaceae. The transcript is spliced from 3 exons. The coding region runs from base 215 to 1165 and encodes 316 amino acids. The record is from RefSeq and is a predicted model, not a curated record.
ACUCAAGCCACCAGUCAUAUAUAUAGUCUGUCUUCUAUACGACGACGAGUGGCAUUUUACACAUCAACCUAUUCUCACUUGUAUACACACACAUACUCACACUUACGAGUAACAACACUCUCGGAGCAUCACUGCCUUCCAUCCACUGUUCUCUCUUAUCCACGCUGUUGUCAUACCACUCCUCACAGGAUACAAAUCCUCAAAAUCAGCAACUAUGAGUACUGCUGCUCUCCAAUACGACCCGGGUUUCAACCACUUCAACAUGGGUGGCCGAACUUCCUUUGCCUGGCCUGAUGUCGUCCUCGAGCCCACUCACAACACUUUCCCUGGCCAGGAGCUUGGCCCUUACGCAUCGGAUUCCAGCCUCAGCCCUCCUCCCCAACAGCGCUCCAUGACCAACAGCCCGCCCAGGAUGGCACCGGAGCAGCGUGAGCUCAAGAGGCAGCGAGACCAGGUCCGCCGCGACUCCAAGUUGUCAGCACGUCUGCGCAGGGCAGAGAGCCACUCUUCACAAGGCGGUCACUACGACAUGGCAUCACCACCUCACUCGGCCAACGGUGACUACACAACCGGCACCAGCAGCCUGCCCAGCAUGCCCGUCUAUACCACCGCUCCCUCCGAUCUCUCCCUGCUCACCGAGCCCACGACACUCGCGCCACAGCUGGUGCUGCCUCCUUACUCGCCCCCUCUGCCAUCAUCCAACUCUCUGCCGCUUCACUCGCCGCCUCUGCCGUCUUCCACCUCGACUGUCUUCCCUAGCCCUUAUCAGCCACCGGCGUAUUUGCCAGAGUACCCAUACACCCCCUCCUCGAGCUCCAGCGUCUCGUCGCAUUACGGACCUAUGUCGCACGAGCCACCCAUGAUGUACUCCAUGCCUUCCAUAAUGCAGCCCGGCAGCGCACCACACCACCACGCUGAUGGACCCUCGGCUGUCCGCGUUGUUCAGAGCAGGCCUAAGCCCCAGUGCUGGGAGCACGGGUGCAACGGGCGCCAGUUCUCAACAUUCAGCAACCUUCUGCGGCAUCAGCGCGAGAAGUCUGGCCAGGCUGCCAAGGCCACCUGCCCAGAUUGUGGUGCCGAGUUCACCAGGACCACAGCACGAAAUGGACACCUGCUCCACCAGAAGUGCAAGACGAAGAGGCAAGGGUCGACCAGCAGCAAUUGAAGAAAGACAGAAAAAGAAAAAAAGACGAAAAAAAAAGAGAGGAAAGAGUUAAAUGAUAUAUUGCACAAAUUUGUCUGCAUUUGGAAUUCAAGAUACCACGGUUGGCCGAAGAAAUAGCUCCCGAGACGACACUUCACCUUCCCACAGCUUCAACUUUGAUUCUAUGGGAACAUGUUUAUAUAAACGACCGCCACCCUGCUCUGGACUUUUCCCCUCGUUUUUCCUCUCUCCGUCCGCUUCGCCCUUGUGUUGUCGAAAAGGAUGGAACUGUAUAGGGUAUCAUAACAUGAGGGACGGGCGGCGCGGAUCAUGAAGGCCACGGCUUGUUCUGAUUUAUGGUUGUUAUUUUGUUCAUAUUUUUUUCUAUCUUGUAUUAUCUUGGGCGUGCAAUUUCACGGGUCUUUCAAGAUCCAUUAUUUUUUUCCAUCCAGCUCCCUCACUUGGACCACCCUCGGCGCGAGAGUUCGAAGUUUACCUAGACUGAAACAUGAGUCUUCCAAGAGACGGAGUACCGAGAAAAAGGAGUUGGGUUGCUCCCAUGUUUGUGACAAAGUUUGGCAGUACGAUUGAAUUGGUUCUGGAGCGUGGUGGCAUCAACAGAAAGAUUCUCUUCGCAAAUUUUCAGGCUUGCUUCUCGGGACGAUGAAGGAACAUUUUGAUGCUGUACUUAAUUAGCUAUGAAAUCACCUUUGCCACCAUGAAGGGCAAAAAUCAC